Messenger RNA from Schistosoma mattheei, 831 nucleotides. The record is from the annotation of a GenBank genome assembly. Lineage: Eukaryota; Metazoa; Platyhelminthes; Trematoda; Strigeidida; Schistosomatidae.
AUGAUGAUGUCUGUCUAUUCUGUGGUCUUAUUUCAUAUCAAAUUCAUCAAUUUUUGUAAUACUGUCAUUUUGAAAACAAAAGAAGGGAUAAGGAAAAAGCUAGAAAAAUCUUGCUGCAAUAAUAAUAAUCUCACUUCCUUCCCAAUCAAUCCUGAUAAAUAUGUCACUAAUUUGUCCUCCAUUGUAUUGUCUGUUCAUGAAAAGGAGGCAUUGUCCUUGGGUUUAAAAUUUUCUGUUCCUAUAACACAAAUCUCUGAAUUGACAGUCAAUGCCCAAUUUGAAAACCUCUAUGAUCAAUUGAGUACUUUAACCCCUUCGUCCUUAGAGAAUCAAAGUUGGUUUAAAGCCAAACUAGUGGAUAUAGCGCAUCAUUUUCAUUCUUUUGGACCAAAGCAGAGAAGCAUAUUAACUUCUCAGCAUUUCAAAUCAUUAAAAGAAUUGCGAAAUAAUGCCGAUAUUAUUAUACUUAAACCCGAUAAAGGAUCUGGUGUUGUUAUUAUGAAUAAGUCAGAUUACAAAAAUAAAAUGGAAUCCAUUCUCAGUGAUAAAAGCAAAUUUUUGGCUGAUGUUGACUUUGAUGGAUUACGUAAAUUAGAAAAGAAAGUGAACUCGAAUCUUGUGAAAUUGUUAAACAUGAAUGCUAUUAACAAAGAUGAGUUUAAUUUAUUAAAACCUAUGGGUUCGGCAUAUCCUAAUUUAUAUGGAUUACCGAAAAUUCAUAAGCCUAAUACCCCCUCUACGUCCAAUUCUAUCUAUGUGUCGGUCACCUACACACAACCUGGCAAAAUGGCUUACAAAAUUAUUAAACCCUAUCAGAAAUCAAUAUUGUAA